This is a messenger RNA of Caenorhabditis elegans, 1043 nucleotides long. RefSeq names its product Transcription initiation factor TFIID subunit 11 (gene taf-11.2). Gene Ontology annotation, cellular component: nucleus; transcription factor TFIID complex. Gene Ontology annotation, molecular function: protein heterodimerization activity. The record is from RefSeq and is marked reviewed. Gene Ontology annotation, biological process: RNA polymerase II preinitiation complex assembly; transcription initiation at RNA polymerase II promoter. Lineage: Eukaryota; Metazoa; Nematoda; Chromadorea; Rhabditida; Rhabditidae.
AAUGAAUACGAAUGACCUAUUCGGAGGUGUAAGCAGUGAUGAAGAGGAACAAUGUGUCAUGCCACAACAGAUGCCAAGUGAGAAGGAUGUACUUGCAGAUUUGAAAAUGAGUGAUAAAGAAGAUAUACUCGUGGAAACUGCGCCGUCUGUGGAAAAGAAGGAAGAACCUAUCGUCAAAAUGGAGGAAACCAUCUCAAUAACUCAACAGUCUUUUCUGCCGCAAAUCAAGCCUCAAGUUGUCUUCUAUCUUCCAAAUGAUAAUACUUCUACAAUUGUUUUUAAAUCAUUUUGGAUGCACAACGGAAAGCCCAUUAGAGAAAUCGUUGACGGACAGGGAACUAGUCAAUUCACUGCUUGUUUCAAAGAAUCUGUUCGGGAGGAAGAGCAGCGAAGAAAAAGAUUACGCGAGGAAAAAGAAAAAGAAAACGCGAUGAGAGCUGCUUCUCCGGAAAUUCCAGCCGGUCCCCCACCCACAAAACGGCAAAUUCUGGAGCAAGAAGAGAAGGAAAUUAUUCUAUUGAAAAAUCAAGUUCUCGUUGCCAACUUCUCACAAGAACAAAUUGAACGAUACGAGGUUUAUAGAAAAUCAUCGUUUAAAAAGUCCACAAUCAAACGUCUUAUCAAUGAAUUCACUGGAGGAAUUGACCUUGGAAAAAAGGUAGAUAUUGCAGUAGCUGGAUUGGCAAAAGUGUUGGUUGGCGAAAUUGUUGAAGAAGCUCUUGAUAUCAGAGAUUUGGAUGAAAAAGAAGCAAAAGAACCACUCCAGCCACAUCACAUUCGUCAGGCAUAUCUUCGUCUUGGAGAACAGGGAAAACUCUUACCGUCAUUUGGACAAGGAAAUAAUUGAGCUUUAUUGCCAGAGAAGAACUUUUUUCGAACAAUAUGGGUGUUUUUUUGUUUAUAUUGUUAUUUCAUCGAUCUCUAUUGUGACAAAGUUGUCUAUAUUUUUGGUUUAUAUUGGAAAUGAAUCAUUGGAAGUGGUAAAUGAUUUCUAUACUUCCAUAAAAAUAACCUUCCAAUCCACAUAAACUUGAAUUAGAAAA